This is a messenger RNA of Cyprinus carpio (common carp), 2897 nucleotides long. Its product is annotated as FYN binding protein 2. Gene Ontology annotation, cellular component: plasma membrane. NCBI's taxonomy places the organism in Eukaryota, Metazoa, Chordata, Actinopteri, Cypriniformes, Cyprinidae. Gene Ontology annotation, molecular function: protein binding. The transcript has 16 exons. The record is from RefSeq and is a predicted model, not a curated record. Gene Ontology annotation, biological process: T cell receptor signaling pathway; protein localization to plasma membrane; integrin-mediated signaling pathway.
CACACGCACCCUAAUUAAUAUUCAUAAGAUUGGCACUUCAUUCAAUCGAUAAGAACAAUGUUCCGCUUUCUGGACGCGUCGUGCUAGCUUUUUUGAAGAUAUUAUGUAACAUUUAUGCAACCCGCGCUUCGCCAAGGAGAAUUUAAACGAACAUGGAAGAGGAAGCCUGCAACCGUUUCAGAUCCUUAAGGGCCAAGUUUCAGGAAGAGAUCCAGGUGAGGCACACACCUGUGGUUCUUGAGAAGCCCAAACGCCUCCCAACAUCUGCCAUGAGCCGCUCUGGUCUGAUAACCAUGAGCCUUGGUUCAUCUGCGGACACCAAGACCGCCGGUCAACCCCGGGUCAUUUUGAGAGAAGACCUGAAAACACCUUCAGGAACAAGCCUUGGAACAACAUCUGAGGUCUGUAGGUCUGGAGAUGCGCAGAAAAGACAGUCACUUAAAAUUCGGCAUUUGCCCCUGGUGUUGCCGCCUUCAAAUGAACCAAAGCAUGAUUCUCCUUCGAAGGGCAUCACCUCACCUUUUAAAUGCAUCAUGAAACCGAUUCCUACACCUUUCAGCUCCGCCAGAGCUUCACUGUGCGCUAAAGAAACUGGUAAAAAUGGUCUGGGGCUUGUGAAGAAUGGUGGCUCUUCUAAUGUUCAGACGGACGAGUCCACCGUGAAGAGCGCAGCUCCAGACGCUGGGGGGGUCCUGGAGACUAGGGUGUCGAAUCCCGGAGCGCUCGAUCGUUCAGCGUCACCAGAUUCGCUGACAGAUUCCUCUUCUGGAAGUGUUACUCAUUUCUUUGACCAGCAUGUCCUGAGCACGCUAGAGAAAGCCAAGAGGAAGCUGUGUCAGAGGAACCUGCUGGUGUGUGGCAGACCAAAGGGCUUCUACUCCGGUAGAGCACAAGCACAGCACACAGACAGUCCUCCAUCGCCUGCUGAAGAGACGUCGCCAUUGACGGUUAAUGCAGUAUCAGACUGCACCAUCUCUGUAAUGGAGCUCGGUGGAGUCAUGCAGCCUCAAAGAGCAUGCAAACCUCUUCCUGACCUGGCAACCUUAGGCCCCACACCCUUAAAGCCACCAAGACCCCCACAUGUGGAUCUGAGCAAAUAUAAGACUGGAUUUCAUGUCUGUGAACCAAGCGAAGCACUUACUACUGAAUCUGUACCUGAGCCUGAGCUUGUGGCCACUGCUAAGGCAUCACUUGAUGACGCAAGCGUACCUCCCCCUGAGUUUCCAGAUUUUGACGUUUCUGCACCGGAAGCCACAGACAGUGAUGCCAUAAAUCUGGAGGCCCUGGAUUUCGAGGCCAGUGGAUUUCCAGAGUUUGAUUCGUUGCCUCCCCCUCCUGCGCUGCCAGAUGAAGACGAUGGCCUGCUUUCACAGGCUGUGUUGGUCCAAGAUUGUCCGAGCCGUUCUGGUCCAAAGAGCAUGCAGUCAGAAGACGCUCUCUGUCAGUCCUCAGAGGAAAUGAGAAAUGUGUCUAAUACAGAAUCAGUGACCUCCGACCUGAGAUCGAAUGGAUCACACACCACCUUCAACCUGAGCAGUGAACACCAGCUUCCAUCAGAACCAAUGUCUUCUCAACAAGAGUGUUUCCAUGAAACCUUUGAUAAUGUUUAUGAGGAUGUGGAAACAGUCCCCAGGUUCUCUUUUGCUCAAAGCUCUUAUAAGUGUAAAGGAGCUCCUAAGAAUCCGUAUGCAGAUAACAGCCUUGUGAAAGAAGAAACAUGGAGGAAUAUAUGGCAUGUCACUCAAUGGUUUUCUAAUGCAGCUGAGGACCAAAAUGGCCAACAUGAUAGAAAGAAGCAGCUGAGCCCUGAACAUCAUGAGGAUAAAGAGCAGAAGAAGAAAGAGAAGCAGCGCCUGUAAAAAGAGAAAAAAUAAAACAAAGAAAAACAAAAAAAAAAAAAUGAAAUUAAAUCAAAAACAAAGAUCACUGGACUGGAAGAGCCCAUGUAUCACGCCAGAGUGCUGGCAGACAGCAAACUGCGAAAGUACGACCUGCCCGUCAAAAGUGGGGAUCUCAUCAGCAUCAUCCGAACAGUCAGCUGCCCCAAGGGCAAAUGGCUAGCUAGAGACACCGACAACAGAUAUGGCUACAUAUCUGUGAUGAAUGUGGAGUUGAACAUUAAGGAGAUGCUUGAGCUCGGGAAAAAGGUAUCACAGGCCGCCGGACGACGCCAAACCGAUGGAGAUAACCUUAGUAUCAGCAGCAGGUCCUCUCAUCAGAAUCCUGUGCUUACAAGUAGCUUCACUGAUGACAGCGAGGAGUGGAUGUAUGAAGAGGACACCUUCUCGCUGUCUGCUGAAAAUUUGAUAGCAACUCUUCUGCUCAUCAUCCUUUCAGUGACUGGAGUAUUGAAGAAAUCCAGACACAAGAGGCAGAACCCUUCCAGUUUGCAGACAUUGAUCUCCUGCCGCCUCCUGCUCUUUACGCCGACUCUCUGUGAGCCGGUGGUGCGUGUGGCCGUAUGUCUUUUGAGUGACUUUGAUUACGUUCUUCUGUCAUUAUCAAGGACACACAUCCACACAAGUGCUGUCUAGCACCGGCCUUUAGUCUUCAAAUAAUCUAACCAGACUUGAUUCUCAAAUGCACAGAGAAAAAAUUAUCUGUUCGAGGUGGAAGUGUUAUAUUUGCACUGUGAGCAAGCAGUGGUAGAUUGAGAAUAACAGAGAGUUUAGGGGUUUUAAUGAAAUGGGGACGUGGCACUUAUUGCAAAAGUCAUCUUUAAGGGAUUGAGAGUGACUGUAAUUUUGCAUGCUAUCUACACGAUGCACCUUUAAGUUUCUUUUGUCGUUGUGUGUCUCAUUGUGUGGGAAUGUUGGUUUGAUUACAUGUUUUUUUUUUUUUAAUAAUGAAAACACAACUUAAAUGGAAUAAAUGGAUCUGUAUACAGCAGUGAGUCU